UCGGAGUAGGGGGGAGGGGUGGACUUGUCCUCUGAUGGGGGAAUGAAAAGCCAAGGGCGAGUGCUGUGCGGGUCGAUUAAGCAGGAACCUCCACCACUGGUAACUGUGCCUAAAGCUGUCCAUGUUCAGGAUGUAAUGUUUGUUCUGUACCAAACUGUAUCCUGAAUACCCCAACCCUGGGGCUAAUGAUGUCUGGUGGAAUAGUGGGAAGUGAGCCUCAAUCUGUGUUCAAGAAGGAGCAAGUGGUUAGAACACUGAGGCUAGGGCAGGAUCUUUGACUGGAGCUGCAUGGUAAUUGAGAGCUGUCAACCUACUGGCAUUGGAAGGAAGCGCCAGAGAGGGACUAGGGCAACCAUUCAGUUUUGUGGGGAUUGCAGCUUUCUGCAUUUUUUCCACCACAAACCGCCCACCAGCUCCACCCCAUCCUCAAGGGAGCCCUGAUUCUGAAUUUUAAAAUGCAAUGAGAACUGACUGAAACAUCCCAAACCCCUCUGCUUGAUGGCCCUCGCCAAGUGACUGAACAAGACUUCGGCAAACAGAUCCUUUCCUUGUGGACGUACGGGAAAAGUUGACCUGGGUGCACAAUGUCGUUGAGGAGAACGGACGGGGCAUCCAUUAUCCAAGCCCUGGCGAUGACAGUGGCUGAGAUUCCAGUAUUCCUGUACUCUACAUUUGGGCAGUCUAUCUUCUCACAACUGAAGCUGUCUCCGGGUCUGAAGAAGGUGCUGUUUGCAACAGCUUUGGGCACAGUGGCCUUGGCCCUCACUGCGCAUCAGUUGAAGAGGAGAGGACGGAGGAAAAAGCAAGAUGCAGAGAAACACACAGCAUUACAGCUCCCGGCACUGGGCAAGCUUCCAACCUUAAAGAGAGCAACCCCACCCAGAAGAGUGCAGAGCCCAGGGAGCAAGAGCAAUGAUACACUCAGCGCAAUCUCCUCCAGUGCGCUCAGCAGGCGAUCCAGCUCCUCCCAAAGUCUAACAUCGGUACGACCAGCAAACUCACCAAGUCCAGCAGGGUUGCCAGCUGAAGCUUGGGAAGCAGAAGCUGUUCAAGAAGAGAAUGAGACCGCAGAGGAUUUGAAUGCUGAGAACCUAUACAUUACUGGGAUGGAGCUGUUUGAAGAAGCUUUGCAAAAAUGGGAACUUGCCCUUACCAAGCGGCAGAAGAGUAGCUCGGAAACAGGAGGAAAAAAUUGUCUGCUGAACCUGGGAGCGAGUGGUGCAAUUGGGGACAGCUGUGAGGCACCAAGGAACAAGGAGUUUUCACAGAAGCUGGAAGCCCUCUUGAAUCGAGCAUACCGACUGCAGGAAGAGUUUGGGGAGACUGUACCUUCUAAUAGCCUGCUUGCUGAUUUUGAGUGUGUUGGGGCUCUGGCCCUUCCCUAUGGAGAGGAUUCUGGACAAUUUUAUCUUGACGAUGACGUCAGUGUGACAUCAGAGGACUCAUUCUUUUCGGCAGCAGAGCUAUUUGAUUCUUUAUCAUUUGAUGAGAAGCGAUUUCAGUCGUCCAGAUCAUCUGCUUUAUAUGAAGAAGCCAUGAAGGUUGUUGGAGAUGACCGGGUUGCUUGCCGAUCAUACAGAACGGAGCUCCUGGAAUGCUAUAGUGAUGAGGACUUCCUGGCGAAGCUGCACUGUGUGCGUCAGGCAUUUGAGGUAUUACUGCAGGAUGAGACAAACCAGCUAUUCUUCAGUGAAAUUGGGAAGCAGAUGAUUACUGGACUGAUGUCCACUGCAAGAAAGAAUGUGAAUCGAUUCCAUGAGACCUACCAAGAAAUGCUGCAGUAUGCAGCGAGGGAAGAGACCUGGCCAACAACGAAGAGAGAGCUGGAGGGACGAGGGGUUGUGUGCAUGAGCUUUUUUGAUAUUGUAUUGGAUUUCAUUCUGAUGGAUGCCUUUGAAGACUUGGAAAACCCUCCUUCAUCUGUGGUUGCUGUUUUACGGAACCGUUGGCUCUCAGAUAGUUUUAAGGAGACGGCCCUUGCCACAGCUUGUUGGUCAGUGUUAAAAGCGAAAAGGCGACUGUUGCAGGUCCCUGAUGGCUUCAUUUCCCAUUUUUACUCCAUUUCGGAGCACGUGAGUCCUGUCCUUGCCUGGGGCUUUCUUGGACCAAAACAACAUCUCUGUGAAGUUUGCACUAUAUUUAAGCAACAAAUACUUCAGUAUUUGAAGGACAUGUUCGAUUUGGACAAAGUGCGAUACACCACAGUGAAUUCACUGGCAGACGACAUUGUGCAAUUGUCACGCAGACGCAGUGAGAUUCUCCUUGGCUACCUGGGCGUUGAUUCAAUAACAGAAAUGAAUGGGACGUUACCCACUGACAAUGGACCUUUGGAAGAGGCCAGUCUUGUAUGAAACUUGGACACAAAGGUUUUUUUAAAUAAAACAAAAGUGAUUAAUUUUUGGAAGAAACCAAUCAUAAUAACUUGGCACUAUGAAUCAGUGACUUGUGUCUGAUUGCUGGAUGAUUUCCCAUCCUCCCCACUCCCAUCUCUGUUUUGAGGAGACUGUUAAGAGUCUUGAUCCAAAUACUCCCCACAUGUUGCAGUUGGCUCUUCCUUUUGAAUAUCAGCGUUUUGAUGUGGCACUGUUUGGGGACAGAAAGAAUGACACGUUAUUCUUUGAGAAUCUAAUGCAUUGCAGAGAUGUUAGCUGAUGGAGGGCUGCGUCUUUGAGAGCAAAACCUGAGGAUUGCAGGAUUAAAAGUACACUACCCUCCACUUUGUGUUUAUUUUGGGGGAUGUUUGGCAUAGAAUCAGCCUUGCUGUUUCAACUUGAUGCAACAGUGCCGCUCUGUGGUACAGUUCAUUUACUGCACUGCCUGGUCUGUUACUGAGCUGUAUAAAGUCAGGAAAUGAGUUGAGAGUGACAGAUGUCCAGGAUUGUAUACUGAAACACUACAGAUGGUGUUACCACCUCCUGCCUCAAGAGGGAAAAGCCUAUCCACUGCUUGUGCCUGCUCAUUUCUCAUCACCCAGUGCAGCACUGUCAAAUUUGUAGAAUGAUGGAGUACACGAGGAACCCAUUUCUUGACAACUCUUGCACAAAAGACUAAAUGCUUGCAAUUUUGAAGCACUUUUUUUUUAAAAGUACCCAAGAUGAACACAGCCUAAAAAAGCAGGCAACUAAUUUUGUUUACCUUUCUCUUUGGGGGAAGAAAAAACUGAUUUUAAAGUCACUCUUGUCAGUGAAUGUACUAUUACCCGUGCUGCCAUCCACCACCUUCACUGAGAACGUUACAGGACAGGUGGGGGGACGAUAACUGAAUCAUGGAAAAUGAGAGUUUCUCCCUGUACUCUCUGGAAAAUGAGAGUGAUAGUCGUCAGAGUAUUAAGAAAAAGCUGCAAAUAGAGUCCCCACUGUCCCAACCAGAAUAGCAGCAAUUGGUUAAAUCCCCUGUCAGUAACACAUGGAGACCGCACUGCUACAAAUGCAGAGGCUUGUUGUGACUCUCAAUUACUAUUCCAUAGUUACUCACCCUCACUGCGUUUUGCUGGAGAAAUAACCCUGUUUCUCCGUUUUUUCCAUUCUACCAUUCACGAGAAGGGGUGACUUGCUCACAUCUGCCCUCUGUUCCCCUAAGUCUAUGUGGGUACGCUGCAAGCUGGAAUAUACUAGAAUAUCAUAAGCAGAUCACGUGCAACCAAUUUUACCUCUAGCAUGCACACGGUCUUAAAAUGCAAUAAAUAGGCAGCACAAACAAGGAAAAGUAAGAAUGAGCAUUGCUUCCUUCUCGAAGAUCCUCUGACAUGUGGGAUCUUCCACAUGUCCCUGAACUGACACACUACCUGAGAAUUUGGCAGGCGAGAAAAACUCUUGGAGAAUCUUGUAAUGAAAUUGUUCCUCAUUAGAUCUUGAAUUCCUUUUGGAAUUGUUAAUGUAUAAUAGUUUUAAUUUUGUGAGGGAUAGACUCAGUUGAGCAAAUCUUCUGAAACAUUUCAAUGUGGGUUCAGAGUCUAAAUCAGACUUUUAAGUGAAUUUGUACUGCUUUUUAGAAAGAAAUGACAUUCUCAGGAUUUCCCACUCUUUUGUGUCAUCUCCAGGAAUGCCUCAUGCUGUGAUGGGAGUAGGUUUUGAUUAAUUGUAUCUCUCAGUCUUGUCCCUAAUCUCCCGGUGCAAGUCCAGGAGUACAUUGUAUCCUAAAGUGACAUGGUCCGUGGUGUUGAAUAUUUAAUUGUCCAAAUAAUACUGGCCGACUGUGAGUGGCAGGGGAUGAGAGGAGGGUUCUCUUAGUGUACAUCAGAACUGUUUAAAAGCACAACUUGCUUAAAGCUCAGGUCUAUAUAAUUAGAUUACUCCUAAACCCUCCAAAUAAACAGGCCUGAUGUAUCUGUUAUCCAUGUUUUAUGAUCAAUGAUGAUUUCAACCUGAAGUAGGUUUUUUUUUGUUUGAACUAUUGUAUCAGAGACUUGGAACAAAUCUGUUUAUGGUGAACAGAGUCAGCGACACAAAGCCUGUUUCGUCUUUUGGAGUGACGAGGAUUGUGCUACACCAACACUUAUAGAAGGUGAGACUACUCAUAGUAAGAUAGACAGGAGUGUGUGUGCUUCUGAAAGGAGGGGCUCAGUGCUGGGCUUUGUGAUUUUUAUUUUCUGCUUGAGCUUUGGAAUUUCAAACCAAACUAGGUCCCUUGAUGCAGUCGAUUCCUGAGAUAAAUACUGAUUAUUGCUCUGGCAAAUUCCGUUUAAUUGUCAGAUUUCUUGUUUCCAACAAUGUGACAUGGAAGUUCCUCAAAUUAGCCACUAUAUCUUUUCCUAUCGAUUAUCAAAGGAUUUAUAAUAGCACUACUGAAUGUAUUAAGGUAUUUUUAAAAAAUAGCAUUUUUAGGCCGUGAUUUCUAUUCUGUUGAAAUUUGUGAUUUUUCUUCUUGAAUUGUCAUUGAUGCUUAUGGAAAAAUAGUGGAGUUCUGGACGUGCAUUUGCAACGCACUGUUCAGGGAACAAAGUGGUUGCUGAAUUUUGGAAAAAUACUCUAUGGACAGUAGUCAUUAUCAAGAGGAGAUUCUCAUUGGAAGUGUUAAACAGGUUAAAGAGAUAACAAAAUGCAGAUGUAGAUCUGCUUGAGGGACUGACUGUGUAGUAGUGAAGACAUUGGCUGUAUUCCGCUUCCACGUUUGGGACCCCAGUUCCGACCCAGGUGAAAUUCCAUUUUGGCUGGCUGGUAGGCAUGAGGUUUCUGGGCCUAGUGAGUUUGGGGCAGCAUGGAUCCCUAAUGCGUGAGGGUUCAUCUCCCUACAAGGGAGACUGGAGUUGGACUACUGCAGUUGGGUGUUGAACUGCAUCAUUGAGAGUGAAGUGAGCCUUUUAGACUCUGCACCUUAAUAGAUGAUAUACUUGACAGAAUGAGAUCGAAGAGGGCUGCUUUGAAUCCCAGUCUGUAUGGGCUCACCAGUUAUGAACCAGCUUGAAAAUUGUACUGUGAGCAGCCAGGCUUUUUUAUUUUGUGGUCAUGUGUCAGUAAGUUGUUGUGUGCAAUAAAAGUUUAAUUGUCUGUUUUGUUUGUUUUUUUUAAGGGUUCUAGCCAAUUUGGUUAUGUAGAAAUCAGAUUUGCUGUCGCACUUUAUUUGGCUUAAGAAAAGAUUGGGCCGAACAAAUUCCAAACUCCCCUACCUUUUAAUCUUGGCCCAGACUAGAGUUGCUGACUUUGUAAAAUUGUAUCCCUUUUAAAGAAAGGAUAUACGUUGCCAUAGCAGAAUUCAUGAGCUCAGAAGUCCCAAAAUAUUUCUCAGCCAUUGUUGUAUUUAUUAGAGUGGUCACUGUUGUAAUGUAGAAAAUAGUGGAGUCGUUUCACACACAGCAAAAUCCCACAACUGGGAUAAUCUCUCUUUUUCUGCAUGUGAGUUGAUUGAGGGCUAAAUAGUGGCCCUCACACCGGCUGCAAUUCAGAAUAGUGCCAGGAGAACCAUCCAUCUAAAUAGAUGAUAGGAGGCUCUGGCUUUAAUCGUUCAAAAGUAUCUGCAAUGGUGCAGUACUUCCUCAGUGACGUAUGAGUUGUGUCAGCCUAGAAUUUGUCCCUGAAACUCUGGAGUGGGACAGUAAUACAUUCUAGUAGUUGCUGAAGGUCACAACACUUCCCAUUGUUGCACUUCGAAUGUGCAUUUGGCAAUGAUUUGUAGGUAAUAUGGCCAUUGCUUGUCAUGCCUCCUUUGUUGCUUGUAGAUCUUACUGCUCCCUACAUCUGUGGGCUUAUCUUUGUGACUUAACUAAAUGCGAGUUCGCGUCAUUCUUAUCAUUCAAUGGUAAUUGUAUUUCUACCAACUUGGAGAAAGCAAUGGCAAUCCAUUUGGAAGCAGCCCACUGUCAGCAGCAAAGCUGUCAGACUGCUUGUUUCUGCCCUGCUUUCUCUAAGGAACAACUACUUGUGGUUCGAUAUCACCAAGGUAAUUGUGGAUAAAGGUGGCCAUUAUUCAAUCAAGUGGAGGAGCAAAUCACUGCAGAUGUUGGAAUCUGUACUGAAAACAAAAAAUGGAAAUCACAGCAGGUCAGGCAGCAUCCGUGGAGAGAGAGCAAGCUACAAUUUUGAGUCUAGAUGACUCUUCAUCAGAGUAUAUCCUGCACAGGCAGUGUGAUUUCUCAAAUCAUUCUAGUAUUUUAGCUUCCAAAUCUUUACUGGGAUGAAAUUUCCCAGUGUCAGCACUUCUUUGCAGGAAAAGCCUGCUGAUAGUCCUGCAGUUAAUAAACCAGGUUGAAAACUGUCCUAUUCCUGACAUUGAAUUUAAAGUAAUAUAUAGAUGUAACCUUUUCGGUCAUCUUUAAUAUUAUGUAUUUAUAGGCUAGCUUCCUUUUCAGGCCAAAAAGCUGCAGUCACCUAAUUCCUUUUCUCCUGACAAUAUUUAAUUUUUAUCUUGUUGCCCAUGACCAGAACAGCAUGCUGCACUUUAAACAGUGAUUUGGGUGGAACUGAAUGUUGCCUUUGCAAUGUGACAUGACCAGAGCUCUGUGUAAUUCGAUCACAAAUCCUCUGCUUUGCAUUCAUAGUUGUUUUUGGUGACUUUAAAUUUAUUGUUCUCUUGGUUUUGAUUGCUGCCCUGUUUUCAUUUUGAUGUCUUUUUAGCAAUGACUCUAGAUAUUCAAGGCCUCAUCCCACUUCGCUGUCAGGUUCAGUGCUGAUGGUAAAGUGUGUCUUGCUUUUCGUGUAGACCGUAUGUGGGCUAGUGCAACCGGUUAAAGCAUUCCUUGAGUGGCCUUUGAGCAAAGUAUUGCUUUAAUCUUCAACCCUCAAUUAAAAGUUCACUUUAACAAGUGAAAUGCCACACACUGUGAUAAAGCUGAAACACCAGCCAGUGGCACCUUCUGGUAUUGGGCGCUGUUCUGUUUAUCUCAAAGUUAUUAAACCUGUAGGUUGGAACUCACUCCUCAGCGUACUGUUUGCAAAAAUUUUAUUGUUUACAAAGGUAACAAAAGGUAGUUUGGAUUUUGUUCUGUUAAUUCCAAUAUAUUACAUUCACUUGAGAGAAUUGAAAUGUGAAUCAGGUUUAGAAAAGAUGUGUUGACUUCGGUAUUGAUUGAGCCAGGUCACCCCAAGUGAGGUUAUUAAUCAGCCAGGAGUUUGUUUGCAUCUUGUAGUUUUAUUUUGUUGCAGCUAAAGAACCUCCAUUGAUCCACACAAUGCGCCAGCAGACACCAUUUUUCCAAACUGUGUUUAAAGGUUUAAAGAAGGAGAAAUUUUAUCUGUAGCUCUUUCUGAAAGCUCAGUGUACCAAUUAUAUCUGGUUCAGGUUACCGUGUAAGUGAAUUAGGCACUUUCUGAGCACUUGGAUUGUGUUGUGUCACCCUUGUGUGUGGGAAUGGAGUUCAUUGGUUUUCAGAAUAGGGGUAUGUUUUGUAAACUAUACCUCAUAGAAUACAUUAUGAAAAUGCAACCUGCAAGCUAGGAGAACUGUAAAUGCUGGUGGUGAGAGUAGAAGUGAUGGGAGAGUGGAGGACAGGAACAUAAAAUGAAAUAGAGGGCAAGAAUAAUUUCUUGCCACGUUUGUACACUUCCUUUCAGUGAGCAUAGGAGUUGGUCUGGAGCAAGUCACUCGACCCCCCCCCCCCCCCCCC
Messenger RNA from Stegostoma tigrinum, 8038 nucleotides. It is a transcript of the gene miga2, whose product is annotated as mitoguardin 2. Gene Ontology annotation, biological process: mitochondrial fusion. The transcript has 18 exons. The coding region runs from base 585 to 2351 and encodes 588 amino acids. NCBI's taxonomy places the organism in Eukaryota, Metazoa, Chordata, Chondrichthyes, Orectolobiformes, Stegostomatidae. The record is from RefSeq and is a predicted model, not a curated record.